UUAUAGCACUGUUGGCCUUUCGAUAUAAAAUGGAUGCAGUAAUUCAAGAAGUCAACUCACCACCACCUGCUCAAGAGAUGUGGUAUAUUUCCAAGCCUGGAUGACGAGUGGCUUGGAGAGGAACUUGCUGGUGAUGAACUUCCCACAUAUUUGCUGCACUGAGAUUCUCCAAAGUAAACUGAAAAGUUGCACCAUGACAUCAAUGUCAGCAAAAGGAAGGGGCUGGUCAUUGACUUCAGGAAAUGAAGUGGAGGAUAUGCCUUUGUCUGUAUCAGUGGUGCUGAGGUGGAGAUGGUCCACAGUGUCAAGUUCCUGGGAGUGAUGAUCACCAACAAGCUGUCCUGGUCCAUGCAUGUCGACAAGAUGAUCAAGAAAACACAACGCCUCUACAUCCUCAGGAGGCAAUAUCUCAUGCAAUUUUAUGACACUUCUGAUGGUCUGAAAGCAAGUAGUAAUGAUAAUCUAAGAGCAAAUAUUAUGAAAAUGCAAAACUUCUUUGGCCUCCUAGUAACAGGUGAGCUGAAUUCUGAAACUUUAGAAAUCAUGAAGAAACCUCGAUGUGGAGUUCAGGACAGUCAAUCACUUCAGUACAAUCACUUUCCAGGCCGUAUCAAAUGGCUACAUAACAACUUGACUUAUAGGAUCAUCAACUAUACUCCAGAUAUUACAUCAAGUGAAGUGGUUACAGCUAUCAAAGCAGCAUUCAAAAUGUGGAGCGAUGUCACAUCUUUGAAAUUCACCAGGAUUUCAAAUGGUAUAGCUGACAUUAUGAUAUCCUUCGCAUUUGGAGUACAUAACGAUGGAUAUCCAUUUGAUGGACCCAACGGCAUUCUGGCACAUGGCUUUCCACCAGGUCCAAAUCUUGGAGGUGAUAUUCAUUUUGACGAAGCUGAAACAUGGACAAUGGACUCAAGAGAAUAUAACUUAUUCCUGGUGGCUGCUCAUGAAAUUGGACAUGCUCUAGGAAUGGCUCAUUCUCGAGAUGUGGGGGCUUUGAUGUUCCCCACAUAUACAUAUUCAAGUAUGCAAGAGUUCAGACUACCGUAUGAUGAUGUUGCGGGAAUACAGGCACUGUAUGGUUCAUCAAGUAAUUAUGACCCAAAACGUCACCCAAAGACCCCAGAGACAUGUGAUCCUUCCCUCUCCUUCGAUGCAGUUAGUACACUUCGUGGAGAACUUAUGUUCUAUAAAGACAGGUUUGUUUGGCGUGUUGUCCCACAAAUGCCAAAUGCAGUUCUAACGCUGACCAAAUCUUUAUGGCCAGAACUCCCGACAAAAAUUGAUGCUUCAUAUGAAAAUGUUUUUAAGGGAACUACACUAUUUUUCAAAGGAACUCAAUACUGGGCUGUCAGUGGCUAUAACAUUUUAAAUGGAUACCCGAAGACUAUUGCUAGUUUGGGUUUCCCCUCCGCCGUGAAGAAAAUCGAUGCAGCAGUACAAAUUCCUCACAUUCGAAAAACAUUCUUCUUUGUGGAAAACAAAUAUUGGAGUUAUGACGACUCUACAGACAGAAUGGAUUGGGGCAAUCCAAAAUUGAUAAAAGAUAAAUGGUAUGGCAUUAGUGACCAAGUGGAUGCUGCUUUUGAACACAAUGGUGUCAUUAAUUUCAUCAACGGAUACACAAUGUUUCGUUAUGACUACAAUAGAAACGAGGUCAUUGGGAUAGUGUAUGCAAUUUCAGAAAUUUGCAAGUAUUGAAUAUAUUUAUGCCAUUUAUUGAAAAUUUCAAAAUUGUCAAGAUUCAAGAAUUCGAGAAGUUCCAAGAAUAUUCUUGUCAUUGAAUUGUGCUGUACCAACCCUGUUCAAGCUUCUGGGCUUACAUUUCACUUU
Molecule: messenger RNA, 1830 nt
Organism: Hemiscyllium ocellatum (epaulette shark)
Lineage: Eukaryota; Metazoa; Chordata; Chondrichthyes; Orectolobiformes; Hemiscylliidae
Product: collagenase 3-like
Exons: 12
Coding region: 292-1698 (468 amino acids)
Biological process (GO): proteolysis; extracellular matrix organization; collagen catabolic process
Cellular component (GO): extracellular matrix
Molecular function (GO): zinc ion binding; metalloendopeptidase activity
Source: RefSeq, a predicted model, not a curated record